Molecule: messenger RNA, 1066 nt
Organism: Zea mays
Lineage: Eukaryota; Viridiplantae; Streptophyta; Magnoliopsida; Poales; Poaceae
Exons: 1
Coding region: 119-952 (277 amino acids)
Source: RefSeq, marked validated
ACGCCUCCUUCGUUCAGCAAUCAGCAGUUGGCCAGUUACCGACCGCUUCCAGCAUCCAGCCAAGCCCGCGAGCCGCACGCCGCUCCUGCUCCCGCUCCCGCUCCGAGCGCCUCAGGCCAUGUCAGGCGGCGUCGGCCCGACGGCGGGGGGCGGCAUCACGCUGCCAUCCAUGGGCGCGCCCCCGCCGCCGCUGCACCCGACGCCCACGUCGCCGACGACGCGCCCGCACCACCACUACUACCUCUUCUCCAUCAAGCAGCUCAACACGCUGGGCGCGGCGGCCGUGCUUGCCUUCUCCACCACGGUCCCGCUCUCGGAGAUCGCCUUCGCGGUGCUCCUCCCCCCCUACCUCCUCGUCCUCGCCUGGCUCGCCUUCCCGCAGCGCCCGGGGAAGCCCAACCCGGCCGCGCCCGUCUUCCCGGGCGUCGGCGGGCGGCUCCGCCUCGCCUUGCACACCGCGGUGGGGUUCGUCGUCGGCGCCGCGCUCCCGGCGCUCUACAUCCUCGACGGCCUCCGGGCCGGGGACACGGCCGGCGUCGCCGCCGCGGCCCCGCACGCGUUCCUCCUCUCCGCGCAGGUGUUCACCGAGGGCAUCGCGGCGGCGUGGCCCGGCACCUUCUCGCUCCCCGUCAGGGCCGCCGUGCCCGUGAUGUACAGCGCGCGCAGGAUGUUCGCGGCGUCCGAGUGGCUGCGCCAGGAGCUGCAGGAGCGGGACGACCUCGGGCGCGGCCCGCCCGUGCCGCCGCGGCGGGUGGUGGCCGGCAGGGCGCUCGCGGCAGCCAACCUCGCCUUCUGGGGGCUCAACCUCUUCGCCUUCCUGCUGCCCUUCUACCUGCCCAGGGCACUCAGGAGAUACUAUCUCGGCAACGACCAUGAGGAUGACGGCGGCGCACGCGCGCACUCGAAGCAGCAGCAGCAGCAGCAACAGGGUGAAGCGAAGAAGGAUUCGUAGAUCAGGGUAAAAUAGACGUGGAACAAGCUGUACUACUGCCUCUGUGCCUGCAUUAUGUAUGCCAGUAGCUUAUCUUGUUUGAUGCAUACAAAACUUUCCAUGUUAUUACCAGCA